This is a messenger RNA of Eleginops maclovinus (Patagonian blennie), 2773 nucleotides long. It is a transcript of the gene ufl1, whose product is annotated as UFM1-specific ligase 1. The transcript has 19 exons. NCBI's taxonomy places the organism in Eukaryota, Metazoa, Chordata, Actinopteri, Perciformes, Eleginopidae. Gene Ontology annotation, molecular function: UFM1 ligase activity. Gene Ontology annotation, biological process: protein K69-linked ufmylation; response to endoplasmic reticulum stress; regulation of proteasomal ubiquitin-dependent protein catabolic process. The coding region runs from base 147 to 2540 and encodes 797 amino acids. Gene Ontology annotation, cellular component: endoplasmic reticulum membrane. The record is from RefSeq and is a predicted model, not a curated record.
CUCGCGGCUCUCGGUUACACCUCACUCUAUGUUGACGUGUGGCUCGAGUCUGGUAGCAGCUAGCUAGCCCUGCACUUGCUUAUUGGCAGCGAAUGUUUGAAGAAAGUCCUGACAGCUGACUCUUGGUAAAAAAUACACUUUAAACAAUGGCGGAUGAGUGGGAAGAAAUCCGCCGACUUGCUGCUGAUUUUCAGAGAGCACAGUUUGCUGACACAGUGCAAAGGCUAUCGGAGAGGAAUUGCAUUGAAAUUAUUGCAAAACUGGUCCAAGAGAAGAAGCUGGAUGUGGUGCACACACUGGAUGGAAAGGAGUACAUCACCCCGGCUCAGAUUAGCAGGGAGAUACGAGAUGAGCUCUACGUGCAUGGAGGGAGAAUCAACAUCGUGGACCUCCAGCAGAUCCUCAAUGUGGAUUGGGUCCAUGUGGAAAGCAGAGCAAGUGACAUUGCUAAAUAUGAUAAAGGAGUUCAACUCGUACUGGGACAACUUAUUGAUGACUCGUACUUGGACCGCUUGGCUGAGGAAGUGAACGAUAAGCUGCAGGAGGCUGGUUUGAUCAGUAUCGCAGAACUGUGUAAAAACUACGACCUCCCAGGAGAUGUCUUGACUGAGGAGCUGUCAAAGCGUCUCGGGAAGCUGAUCAAGGGAGAGAUGGACGAGUACAACAGGGGGGUGAUAUUCACUCCAUCUUUUGUUGCUCGUCACAAAGCCAGGAUCCGAGGGCUGUUCAGUGCCAUUACCAGGCCGACACCUGUCAGCAGCAUGAUCGCAGCUUUUGGCUUCCAGGAACAUCUUCUGUACUCGGUCCUGGAGGAGCUGGUGAACACCGGGCGUCUGAAGGGCAGCGUGGUGGGAGGCCGGCAGGACAAAGCUGUGUACAUCCCUGAUAUCUACUCCAAAACACAGAACGCCUGGGUAGACGCUUUCCUCAAGCAGAACGGAUAUCUAGAGUUUGAUGCGCUGGUCCGACUGGGGAUCCCUGAGCCAAGCAGCUACAUCAAGAAGCGCUUCAAGUCCAGCAAGCUGCUGUUCCUCAGGGCGGCCUGCGUGGGGCAGGCCCUGGUGGACCAGGUGGAGGCUUCUGUGGAGGAGGCUGUCAACUCGGCCACAUGGACUGACAUACAGCCCAUUUUGCCCAGCUGCCUGUCAGUGGAGGACAUGGGGAUUCUGAUCACUGAGGCGAUGAGAAGCACUAAUGUCCAGUCCUCCGCCAGAGUGCUGGGAGACACGGUGGUCGUCAGUGAGAAGUUCAUCAGCAACUGCCUCUCUCUGUUUGAGGAAGCCAUGCAGCAGAAAGCUGAGAAGGAAGUGAAGAACAAUCCAGUGUUCCUGAUAACUGAAGACGAUCUGAAGCAAGCGUCCAUGCUGACAGAGAGCACAGCAACUUCCAAAAAGGACAAGAGAGAAGCAGAACGCAAGAAGAAGACCACAGAGGGCAGCGGCUGCGCGAAGUCAGGCGGGGGAGGCAAUGCCAGAGAGUUCCGCAUCCGUAAAACCAAAAAGAAAGGGAGGAGGGACGAGGACAGCGACGAGGAGACCGGACCCUCUCAGCAAAAUCGCAGUAAACAGACUGCAGCCCCCUUCAUGGCCCAGGAGGAGAUCGUGACUGUUCUAGAAGAGAGAGUAAGCGACUGCCCCGAAGAAAUCCUCUGUGAACUGGCGGAGCAGCUAGUCAGGCCUCUGAGUAAAGCCUAUCAGGAGGUGCUGCGCUCGGUGUUCAUGUCCUCCACCAGCUCACCGUCCAGGGCCAACAAGAAGAAGAGCAUGAAGGAUCUGCAGGAGGAGAUCAGCAGCCUCUACAACAACAUCCGCCUCUUCGAGAAAGGCACCAAGUUCUUCUCUGAUGAAACCCAGGUCCACAUUGCCAAGCACGUUCUGAAGACUGUGUGCACGGACGUCUCCAACAUCCUGGUGAACUUCCUGGCUGCUGACCUGAUGAUGUCUGUGGAGAAUCCCAGCACCAUCACCCCUGAGGUCAGAGUGAAGAUUCUGGGUAAGCUGUCGGAGGAUACCAGAGGACCUCUGAUGAAGCUGCACAACUGCCUGAACGGCAAGACCAUCGAAGACUUCCUAACCAACAUCGAGACGUGUGCAGAGGUGUGCGGCUUCAUGCUGAAGAAGGGAGACAAGAAGAAGGAGAGACAGGCGCUGUUCCUGCACCGCCAGGCGCUGAUGGAGCAACUGAAGGAGACGGAGGAUCCUGCUCUGGUGCUCCACCUGACCAGCGUACUGCUGUUCCAGGGCUCCACCCACUGCAUGCUGCACGCCCCGGGCCGCUGCGUGCCCCACAUCAUCGGCACGCUCUGCGGCCGGAUACCAGCGGAGCAACAGCAGCUGCUGGCGGCCUACCAGAGCCUGGUGGUGAAGCAGCUGGUGAGCCAGAGUCAGAGCAGGAAGCAGGAGGAGGCUGGGGGGGAGGCUGAAGGAGUGGGGGAGCAGGACGAGGAGGCCCGCAGCGUCCGCUCGCAGCUCCUGAUCCUCACACCGCAGGUCAAAGACCUGAUGCUGUCCCAGAGGAAGGCAUCUACUGCAGAGGACUGACAGGGAUCUGAGGAAUGGUUCAUAAAGUAUCCUCUCACAUGUUCAGAUGAAGACUUUUAACUCUGCUAGAGCAGAUGUUGGCCUUUAGUUUUGUGAUGUAUUAAUGUGGCCAUAAAUCGAAAUUAUUAAAGGAAAAUUCCUGUGUGGGAUGUCUCCCUGUAAACACAUUUCACAUGAAAAUCCUCAAUGAGGUUCUAAUCUUCAUGCAUUCAUUAAAGUUCUCCUCUUCCUCA